Rubroshorea leprosula is the source of this 378-nucleotide messenger RNA. NCBI's taxonomy places the organism in Eukaryota, Viridiplantae, Streptophyta, Magnoliopsida, Malvales, Dipterocarpaceae. The record is from the annotation of a GenBank genome assembly.
UCUUGUUAGACUUGUGCAUCUUGUAAUUGAAUUCCUCUGCUUGGAGCUUUUUGGCCUAUGUGGCCUUCUCCCAAAAGUUUCUCAAGAGAAAGAAUGUGAUUCAUCAUUUGAUGUGGUUGAAUGUGAUUGUAACAAAGCUUCUUCAAACAUGGAGGUGCAUUAUGACUCUACGUCUGAAAGUCCUGUAAACAUGUACUCCUUUGUGGCAGCAGAUCGCUUGCACAUUAUGUCAUCUUAAGAUUUUCUCCUAUGUAGGUUCAGAGUAGAAAUAAGCUAUAUAGAUUUUGUUAUCUUAAUUUCUUUAGAGACAUGAGAAAAUUGUUAGUGCUUUCAAGAUCAUAAUUGAUAAGUUUAUGAAAAUAAUUAUUUAAAUAUUGU